Ipomoea nil (Japanese morning glory) is the source of this 501-nucleotide messenger RNA. Its product is annotated as WUSCHEL-related homeobox 7-like. The transcript has a single exon. The coding region runs from base 1 to 501 and encodes 166 amino acids. Gene Ontology annotation, biological process: plant organ development. Gene Ontology annotation, molecular function: DNA binding; DNA-binding transcription factor activity. The record is from RefSeq and is a predicted model, not a curated record. NCBI's taxonomy places the organism in Eukaryota, Viridiplantae, Streptophyta, Magnoliopsida, Solanales, Convolvulaceae.
AUGGCAGGUGGAGUUUACGCAUGCGCGCCGCCGAGGGUUGGGCGGCGCAGCGGCGGCGGCAGAGGGACGAAAUGUGGGCGGUGGAAUCCGACAACCGAACAGGUUAAACUUCUGACUGAUCUUUUCAGUGCGGGCCUUCGAACCCCAACAACCGAUCAGAUCCAGAAGAUAUCUUCUGAGCUUAGCUUUUACGGAAAGAUUGAGAGCAAGAACGUUUUCUACUGGUUUCAAAACCACAAAGCUCGAGAAAGACAGAAACGGCGUCGCAAAGUCUCGGUGGAUGAUGAUGAUGAUGACGAUGACGAUGAUUCCAGACAUGAAGAGAAUGUCGGGUCGGGUGAAAGGGUGGUGGAGACUUUGCAGCUAUUCCCAUUGAACUCCAUUGAUGAAUUGAGAUUUUGUGGGAAUACGAAUGCUGCGUUUCAUUAUUGCAGUAGCAAUAAUAUUGGAACUCAAAUGGAUCAUCAUCCAAUGCUAGAUCUUCGUUUAAGCUUCAUUUGA